UAUAAACAGCGAGUCGCGUCUCCUCCAAAUUAAACUGCAGGCAGAUGACGAGAACUAAUGAUCAGCUGAUGAAGAAAUGGAUGGCGACGAUGAGCUUGGUGGCGGCGGCGGCGGCGGUAGUCCUACACAACGCGGCAGUUGCGGCGGCGAAGCCGCAAGUGCCGUGUCUCUUCCUGUUUGGGGACUCGCUGAUCGACCCCGGUAACAACAACGGCAGGAAUACGAUUGCGCAGGUUGAAUUCAAGCCCUACGGCAUCGAUUUUCUGUUGGGGCCCACGGGGAGAUUCUCCAACGGCAAAACCAUAGCUGACAUCGUCGCUGAGCUUCUAGGGUUUGAGGAAUACAUUCCGUCGUUUUUGGAAGCUCGUGGCCAACAGAUACUGAGGGGAGUCAACUAUGCAUCUGCUGCUUCUGGAAUCAGACCAGAAACCGGCUACAAUUGGGGCGAGCGGAUUACUUUCGACGAGCAACUGGACAACUUCAAAAUCACGAUGACACAACUGGAGAACAUGGUCAGAGAUGUACCAAGUUACUUGAACAAGUGCAUAUUCCUAUGCGAAUUAGGCAACAACGACUUCCUCAACAACUACUUCCAGCCUACAUUUUACAACACCAGUAAACUCUACACACUCGAAAAUUACACCUCUAUUGUUAUCCAACGAUAUUCCGAGCAACUCCAGAUUCUGUACAACUUCGGAGCUCGGAAGCUGGCUCUAGUCGGCGCUGCGCCGUUGGGCUGCAUCCCGUUCACAUUGGCGAUCAGCAGCACCGACGGUCGAUGUGUGGAAGCCACCAACCGAGCAAGCCUGAUGUUUAACGAACAACUCAAAGCAAAGAUCGAUGUUUUCAACGCCGAUUUUCCCGAGGCGACAUUUACGUACAUCGACGGUUAUAAUCCCAUCAACGAUGUGCUCACCAACCCCGCAGCUUACGGUUUCCAAGUGAAUAACAAGGCGUGCUGUGGGCUGUCGUCGGUAAUAUGUCUCCCAAACGACGUCGUAUGUUCAAACAGAAGUGAAUACGUGUAUUGGGAUUUCGCACAUCCCUCAGAAACUACAAACAUAUUGUUGGCAAGAAGAGUAUACGAAGCUGAGAAGCCAACAGAUGCUUAUCCCUAUGAUCUUCGCCGCUUGGCCCUACUUUGAAAGCCAUCAUCAUGGAAUUAAUGCUCUCUUAAUUUUUCAAAUUAAUGCCUCUUGCAAUUAGUGCUACAACUAGCUUGUGCUUCCCACCCUUUUAUAUUCACACUGAGGAAAUGAAUGAUGCUCUCGUUUUCAAUUAAUUAAUGUACGGGGUCAAUAAAAUCUACUCAUGCAUGCCAUGCAUGAUUUCUUU
Messenger RNA from Salvia miltiorrhiza (redroot sage), 1335 nucleotides. RefSeq names its product GDSL esterase/lipase At5g45670-like. Gene Ontology annotation, molecular function: hydrolase activity, acting on ester bonds. Bases 45 to 1145 code for a protein of 366 amino acids. Lineage: Eukaryota; Viridiplantae; Streptophyta; Magnoliopsida; Lamiales; Lamiaceae. The record is from RefSeq and is a predicted model, not a curated record. The transcript has 5 exons.